GCCCGCAGCGAUCUUAGAGUGCGCAGAAACAGCAGUCCCAGCGAAGGCAAAGGCUCCAGCACCGCCAAAGCGUUUAAUUUCCACUGGACUGGUUGAGAAUACAUCUUGAAGUCCAAAGAUGCCCACGCUGACCUUAAACCUGGAUUUUGUAGCCUCGAUUGCCGCAGCUGACCCUAGCAGAAGCCCAGUCAAGGGGACGGCCCCUCACUUCUCGGCGAGUUGAUAUGCAAAAUAGUUACGUCAGAUGGUGGGGGCGGGGCACCCCCAGGUUGAGUGGCAGCAGCUCCUGCCUAGGGAGGAGGAGCGAGAAUCAGCCUGGUUCAGUGACUGAGACAAACUGGAGGUGAGAGGAGCUGGUACUGUCCACUGUGCUGUCGGUGCUGAAACUGAGACGCGAGCGGACCAGUUGCUCCAGCACCUGGAGGCAACGCCCUCUUGCACCCUCUGUGCCCUGUGGGACCCGCUUCACCAACAGGACCCAUAUCAACUUGACAAAGGAGUGUGGUAUCGGACGUGGGAGAGACUCCUCUGUUUGCCACCUGGGCGCUCAUUCAGGCGUGACUUUGGAGAUUUCUAUAGUUUUAGACGAAACUAUUUUAUUUAUUUAUUUUUUUCCCAGCUAAGACAUCUUUUUAGUUUUUUUUUUUUUUUUUUUAAUUGUGAUUUGUAUUUCCACGGCGUUUAGGAAUCUUUCUGGGGGACUUUUGUGACUGUUAAAAUAAGGUCACUUCCACUAAGCCUCCAUGGCCUGAGAUACCACCGUGCUUAAAAUAUUCAGGAUGAUUCUUACUCCUCAACGUUUUUCAAUGCAGUAGCCCAGAGAUGGAGGUGAAAGAAAAUAAACUGGAUAUAGUAAAAAGGAAGAAUCAUGGGAAGUGUCGUCUAGAAAUCAGAGCUCUAAGAAACCAUGGCGAUCAUCCAUUCCAGGUUUUAAAGUUGACAGACAAACACCAAAACAAUUUCAGUGAUUUACCCAAGCACGAAGUUGGGGCCAGAUCACAAGUCCUUCAGCUCUAACAUUAAUUGCCCUUCCAAUGGGAGCACCAUGACUCUAGUUGUUGAGAGAGGCAAGGUCAUCAGAGAAUCUCAGAAAACAACUGGUUGUUACUGGCUAUUCAGGUAAAAAGCAGUAAGGAUGUUUAAGUGCUGCUCAGUUGUCUUGGUUCUUGGAUUCAUUUUUCUGGAGUCAGAAGGAAGGCCAACAAAAGAAGGAGGAUAUGGCCUUAAAUCCUAUCAGCCUCUAAUGAGAUUGCGACAUAAGCAGGAAAAAAAUCAAGAAAGUUCAAGAGUCAAAGGAUUUAUGAUUCAGGAUGGCCCUUUUGGAUCUUGUGAAAAUAAGUACUGUGGUUUGGGAAGACACUGUGUUGUCAGCAGAGAGACCGGGCAAGCAGAAUGUGCCUGCAUGGACCUUUGCAAACGGCACUACAAACCUGUAUGUGGAUCUGAUGGAGAAUUCUAUGAAAACCACUGUGAAGUGCACAGAGCUGCUUGCCUGAAAAAAGAAAAGAUUACCAUUGUUCACAAUGAAGACUGCUUCUUUAAAGGAGAUAAGUGCAAGACUACUGAAUACAGCAAGAUGAAAAAUAUGCUAUUAGAUUUACAAAACCAAAAAUAUAUUAUGCAAGAAAAUGAAAAUCCUAAUGACGACGACAUAUCUCGGAAGAAGCUAUUGGUGGAUCAAAUGUUUAAAUAUUUUGAUGCAGACAGUAAUGGACUUGUAGAUAUUAAUGAACUAACUCAGGUGAUAAAACAGGAGGAACUUGGCAAGGAUCUCUUUGAUUGUACUUUGUAUGAUCUAUUGAAAUACGAUGAUUUCAAUGCUGACAAGCACCUGGCUCUUGAAGAAUUUUAUAGAGCAUUCCAAGUGAUCCAGUUGAGUCUGCCGGAAGAUCAGAAACUAAGCAUCACUGCAGCAACUGUGGGACAAAGUGCUGUUCUGAGCUGUGCCAUUCAAGGAACCCUGAGACCUCCUAUUAUCUGGAAAAGGAACAAUAUUAUUCUAAAUAAUUUAGAUUUGGAAGACAUCAAUGAUUUUGGAGAUGAUGGGUCCUUGUACAUUACCAAGGUGACCACAACUCACAUGGGCAAUUACACCUGCUAUGCAGAUGGCUAUGAACAAGUCUAUCAGACUCACAUCUUCCAAGUGAACGUUCCUCCAGUCAUCCGGGUGUAUCCAGAGAGUCAGGCUAGAGAGCCUGGGGUAACUGCCAGUCUUAGGUGCCAUGCAGAGGGCAUACCAAAGCCUCAGCUUGGCUGGUUGAAGAAUGGAAUUGAUAUUACACCAAAGCUGUCCAAACAACUCACACUUCAAGCAAAUGGCAGUGAGGUUCACAUAAGCAAUGUGCGCUAUGAAGAUACUGGAGCAUACACUUGUAUCGCAAAGAAUGAAGCAGGAGUGGAUGAAGACAUCUCUUCUCUUUUUGUGGAAGACUCUGCUAGAAAGACCCUAGCUAACAUAUUAUGGAGAGAAGAAGGUCUGGGAAUUGGGAACAUGUUUUAUGUGUUUUAUGAAGAUGGAAUCAAAGUGAUACAACCCAUAGAAUGUGAAUUUCAGAGGCACAUUAAGCCUAGUGAAAAGCUCCUUGGAUUUCAGGAUGAAGUCUGUCCCAAAGCUGAGGGAGAUGAAGUUCAGAGGUGUGUGUGGGCAUCAGCUGUUAAUGUCAAAGACAAGUUCAUUUAUGUUGCACAGCCAACUUUGGACAGAGUCCUUAUUGUUGAUGUGCAGUCCCAAAAAGUUGUUCAGGCAGUGAGCACAGACCCUGUCCCAGUUAAAUUACACUAUGACAAAUCGCAUGAUCAGGUCUGGUUGCUAAGCUGGGGUACCUUGGAGAAGACAUCACCAACACUACAGGUAAUUACCCUGGCCAGUGGUAAUGUGCCUCACCACACGAUCCACACCCAACCAGUGGGAAAGCAAUUUGACAGAGUGGAUGAUUUUUUCAUUCCCACCACAACACUCAUUAUCACCCAUAUGAGGUUUGGAUUUGUUCUUCAUAAAGAUGAAGCUGCAUUACAAAAAAUUGAUCUUGAAACCAUGUCAUACAUCAAGACAAUUAACUUGAAGGACUAUAAGUGCGUUCCUCAGUCAUUGGCAUAUACACACUUGGGAGGCUACUACUUCAUUGGCUGCAAACCUGACAGCACCGGAGCAGUUUCCCCACAGGUCAUGGUGGACGGUGUAACUGACUCAGUCAUUGGGUUCAAUAGUGAUGUGACGGGCACUCCAUAUGUUUCUCCAGAUGGCCACUACCUUGUCAGCAUUAAUGAUGUGAAAGGUCUUGUAAGGGUUCAGUACAUUACCAUCAGAGGAGAAAUACAGGAGGCUUUUGAUAUUCACACAAAUCUGCACAUAUCUGAUCUGGCAUUUCAACCAUCCUUUACUGAAGCCCACCAAUAUAACAUCUACGGUAGUUCAAGCACACAAACUGAUGUGCUCUUUGUGGAGCUCUCUUCUGGGAAGGUCAAGAUGAUAAAGAGUCUCAAGGAACCACUCAAGGCAGAAGAAUGGCCUUGGAACCAGAAAAACAGGCAAAUCCAGGACAGUGGCUUGUUUGGUCAAUACCUGAUGACACCUUCUAAGGACUCUCUCUUCAUCCUAGAUGGACGACUCAAUAAAUUAAACUGUGAGAUCACUGAAGUUGAGAAAGGAAAUACAGUCAUUUGGGUUGGAGAUGCCUGAAAACCCUAUAAUACAAUUAUUGGAUGAAGCAAAACGCUUCAUUAAGCAAAACAAUACAUUGCACUUAAUCCAUUGUUUAAAUUUACAACUUAACUUUCCAAGUUUAUAUCCUAGUCAGACAAAAUUUACUUGGUUGGCCCAAAUAAAAUAAGUUGUUUUUGACUAAGGCAUACACAAUUAAGAAUAGUGGUUAAUUAGAAAUAUUUAGCACACUAUUGAAUGAGAAAUCACAUCAGUCACAAGAAUCAAAUGUGUAAAUUAUGCUUUAAACAAUAAAGUAGGAUUUAAAUCAUUUAAAAAACUAAACUGCAGGGAAUUUCAGAUGACGUAAGCAUUAUUUCAUUCUGAGGGUAGUUUAUUGUUUUCUCUGUCCUUUUGGUAUGAUUAAACGAGAAAUAAAAGGUGUUGUGGAAACUUAAAAUUCUUAAUUCAAAAUAUUCGGUCCUCUCCACUGUUUAUAAUAUUUUGUGCCUUGAAGGGAAUGUCACAGGAGAAAAGGAAGAUUAAACCUGCAUACUAAAUGCCCUCAUAACUAUAAAUUUCUUGUUGUUAAAAAACAUCUCUUGCGCCAAAACCUGCCUUCAGUCUUUUGUUUAACCCUCAGUGAACUAUCAAUUGAAGGCAUAAGUUGGCCUUAGCUUGUACCAGGUGUCAAUCUCUACUUGACAUUUACUGUAUAAUCUGCAGCAUGCUAUAGAAAGUGGGAAGGAAGGGAGGAAAAUAAUUACAGUCAAAAUAUUUGCAAUCUAUCUACUCAUUUUGCUUUCAAUCACUAGAGCGCAUUAUAUUUUUAAUGCAAGUUUGUCUGGGAUGUCAACUGCCUACAGAUGUUUAUUACUAGCAGAACAGAUUAUUUAUUAAUAGAUUGUUUCUUUUCAUAUAGUCCAGUGGUUCAUCAUCAGGAACUUUCAGUUGUAAAAAAAGAAACAUUACUUUUGUCUGCUAAAGUAAACCAUAUAUAGGGAAAUUAACACCUAGGAAAAGAAAAUUGGCAAGAGAAUUGAUGAGGUAUUAGUGGUUUAGAAGAAUUAGUAAUAUAAGUUGGGAAUAAAGGGGUAGCCCCACAGUGGUAAGUAAAGAUGUAGUUCUCCAUUGUUUUUGCUAUUUAAAUAUAAUGUAUCAAAAACCUUUAUUCCAAAUAAUUUCCCCAAAUGGUUUAUUUUAUUCAUCUCCUAUGUAAUCCUAAAAGCACCUUCUCACUAUGUGCUGUAGUUUGAAACCUAACUAAUCCUCCUACUUGAGACACUGCAGAGAAGUAAAAAUUGUUGCUUCUCUUUUGUUUUAAGAGGAAAUGAGAAGGCCAGCAGAAGUAGAUUAAAACUAGAGAGCUGGUUUAUUACAAUAAGCAGAUAAUUAUCCAGGCUUAAAGUCAUAGCUUACAUGUUUUGAAAAUCUUUGUACUUAUUUUUGUUUUUAUUGUUGCAAAAAAUGUUAAUGGGCUGUUGAAAUGACCUCCAUUUACUUAAGGUAAUCCAAUAAGAUCUUUUUUAAAUAUACAAAUUUUACUCAAGUUUAAAUUGUGUAAAACUGCUUAGAAACCUGAAAUUUUAUAGUGUGUAAUAUCUUAUGUGUAUAUAGCAUCCUGAGCUGUGUGAUACAGUAGAUUUCUUCUUAGCAGAAACAUUAUGCAAGGUGGAUUUAAUAAACCACAAAAAUCAGCUUAUGUUUCUACUUAUUGAAUCUGCUUUACAUUUUAGUAAUUUUCUUCCUUGUGAACAUGAACCAUAUAAAGUGUCUGUGACUUAAUGAUUUCAUGUAAGUCUUUCGCAUACAUCCUUCUUUUGUAACUUACACCAUGUGGAUGCUCUGUCUGUAGACACUGCUUGAUAAAAGGAGAAUAAACCUCUUACAUUUUAA
Molecule: messenger RNA, 5536 nt
Organism: Chlorocebus sabaeus (green monkey)
Lineage: Eukaryota; Metazoa; Chordata; Mammalia; Primates; Cercopithecidae
Source: RefSeq, a predicted model, not a curated record